Messenger RNA from Salvia splendens (bonfire salvia), 567 nucleotides. Its product is annotated as ribosome-binding factor PSRP1, chloroplastic. The record is from RefSeq and is a predicted model, not a curated record. NCBI's taxonomy places the organism in Eukaryota, Viridiplantae, Streptophyta, Magnoliopsida, Lamiales, Lamiaceae. Gene Ontology annotation, biological process: negative regulation of translational elongation. Gene Ontology annotation, molecular function: ribosomal small subunit binding; protein binding. Bases 1 to 567 code for a protein of 188 amino acids. Gene Ontology annotation, cellular component: cytosolic small ribosomal subunit. The transcript has 4 exons.
AUGGGGAUGAAUUCAUGGCUGAAUGUUGUGAAGAAGGCCUUCAGAUCUCCCACCAAUGAUGAGAAGAAGAUCACCACAACAAGAGAUGAAGAAAACCACCAAAAAGAUGAAGAAAAAAAAAGCGGGAAGAAGAGAUGGAUUUUUCGGAAGAAUCUAAGCAUUGAGACGGCGAAAUGUGCGAAUUCUUCGGCAGUGAGGAUUUGCGGCGGAGAAGAGAUCAGGAGGAAGCAGCCCAAAAUGGAGGAGCAGAAGUGUCCUUUUGCGGCGGCGGCGGAGGAGAAUGUUUUGGUGAGAGAAGACAAGGCGGCGAUUCUCAUUCAAAGAAUCUUCAGAGGAUACCUGAUUGUUCGCACAAAGUACUUCGAUAUGCCCCCUCUGACUGUUAGUGAGGUAGUCGAGCAGCUGGAAAACCUCGAUCAUGACUUCUAUGGCUUUUGCAACGAAGAAACUGGUGAGAUCAACAUAGUCUACAAAAGGAGAGCCGGGGGAUACGGUCUUAUCAUCCCUAAACAAAAUGGUGAAACAGAGAAACUGGAGCCUGUGGUCAUUGAGUCGACAUCGAGCUGA